AUGGAAUCCCAAGUUAUUGAGGCUGAACUCAUACAUUUAGUCAGCGAGUAUAUGGCACUCCGAGUCGUUCUCCCAGCUAAGCAAGGAGAAGAAAUCGAAUCUGAAGGCCUUCACGCAAUUUUUGCCAUCGAUAAAAGUGGCUCAAUGUCGGGUGGCCCAAUUCGUGAUGCAAAAGGAGCUUUGAUAAGCCUAAUUCAAAAGUUCCGCAAAGCAGAAAUACCUAUCACAGCUUAUCUAUUUAGCAAUAAGCUAGAAAUAAUGUCUUCAGACGAUGAAGGGUAUGAAUUAAUGCAUGAUAAAGCAGAAAAGCUCAAGGCAUCCGGAGGAACACUGUUUGGCCCAGUAAUAGAACAAAUUCAUACAAGAAUUAUUGAAAAGGCAAUGAAAAACGUUUUCUGUGUCUGGCUUUCAGAUGGGCAAGACAAUAAAGGACUGACCCAGCUGAUUCCAGUUAUGGACAAGUUUAAGCAGGAUAUGGAGGAUUAUGGAGUUUCCAUUGCAAUGCAUACUAUAGGGUUUUCAGGAGAUCACGAUGCAAAUUUAUUGACUAAACUUUCACAAAGUGGGACGAGAAAAGGAUCUUUCCAAUAUGUCCCUCCAAAUGGAAGAAUUCCAGUAGCAGUCAACAACGUUUAUGAGCUGGCCUUUGAAUCCACAACCUGGGCAAGAUUCAUUUCUCAUGGAGGAAUGACCACACAUAAAAUUGAUAUAGAAAAAGAUGACGAGUCAGGAAAUUUGAAAGGCCUCAUUUACAUAAGUGAAAAUGACUUACUUCUCCCUUUCGUGAGCGAACAACAAAAUUUUGUUCGCUCAAGGAGGGGUUUAUUUUUUUUUCAAAAAAAAUUAUAUAUAAUUUUAUAGAGAAUUAAAAAAAUGCAUAUUGGAAAAAUUGAGAAGUAAAAAUUAAUUUAAUUUGCAAAAUUUAUGUUUUAAAAUGCAAGCUGCUUAAAAUUAAACAGAAUGAUUUAGAGAUUUCAUUAUAAUAAUUAUCACUUAUAUAUCAAAAAAUUUUUUAUUAUAAAAAAUUUUUCUAUUAAAAAGUAUUUUUGUUCGCUCACGAAGGCGGAUUUUUGGUCAAAAAAUAGGGAUUUUUCCAUUGGUUUUGUUCGCUCACGAAGGGGGGAGUUAGAAGAAUGCAAAAUUGAAGUGCACAGAGGCUCAAAUGUCCAGCUAUAUGAUCUUGAUCCUCACAGAGGAGAAAUUUCAGAAUUCAAAGACUUGGUUUUAUUAGUUACUAACUUCGUUAGUAAUAAAAUCAUCCAAAUUUUAGAAGUUGGAGGCGAUAAAGCAGCCCAAAAACUUGUAGAAAUCAGGCCUUUGAUACAAGAAAUGGAAACAAGAAUCGACUAUUUAGAAAACGAAGCCAAAAAUCUUCGACCUUUUCAUAGAAAACAAUGUAUUCCGUUCUUCUCCACCACAAGAGAACUAUUGCAGAAUUAUUAUACCACAUUAAGAGAAAGCGCUGGGGUUCAUCUUUCCAAUAUCCAGCUUGCCUCAUUGAAUAACUUGGCACAUAAAAACAUCCUCAAAAGAAAUCUAGAACGAAAAAUCGCCAGAGAGGUCGGCAAAAACAUUGACAUGCUUAAUGAAUCAGAAAAACUUAUUGGUGAAAUAGUGCAAGGAUUCAAUAAAGAUGAAUUAGAAAAAAAAUACCAAGGGCAAUUAGAAAAAUACGGAGAGUGUGUGCUGUCAACUAGAAACUGGCUAGAAGCGAUUAUAGAUGGUGAUUGUUUCUGCGCCACUUUUGAGCUUGAGCGACCUCAAAACUUGCUCGGUGACGCUUUAGAAAUAAAAAUUAAAAAAAUGAAUACCACUGUAAUCACUUCAGACUCCUUUGUAGACUCUGCAUUAUUUGAAACUAAAGCUGGACAAAUCAUCCAAGCAGAAAGAGCUUAUCAGCAUGGGAUGGAGCCUAAGCCAGCUAGCAAUCUUGUAAAAGGCCUUCCAAAUGAAAUUAUUAAUGGUGUCAUGCCGAUAUACAUAAACGAAGACCAUUGGCAAAUUGCCCGCCUCCGUAUCAAGCCAAUGAUUGCCUGGGACAUUACAGUUGAUGUGCUAGGGUACAUGCCAAUUCAGAUUUUCUUAUUUCCGUUCUCUAUUUUUGUCCGUGUCUAUGAAGAUGCAGAGUCUGAGUUCCAAUCAUUCCAGUUUGAGCUCAUAAAAGACACUUGUUUAGCUAUUUAUCGUGAUAACCGUGACCAAAUGAUACAGCAUCUGCAAGAGUGGCAUUCAAAUUACUUAUCGAAUCCUGCAUCACGCCUGCCAGAAAAUAUUUCGAGUAAUUCUAUCUUUCUUGCUCAGCUUUUCUGCGCAUAUGCGCAUGGGGAUUUCCCACAAGCGUCAGAAAUUUUCCCAUAUGUUUUUGAAGAAGAAUUUAGAAGGAGAAUUUCAAUGAAAAAAGAUAUAUAGGUAGUAAUAGACCUUAAAAACUUUUAUAUAGGACCGCUGAGGAUUAUUCUCUAUAUAAGAAAGGCAUUAAUUAAACAGUAUAAAGCUGGAAAAAGCCAUGGAAAGCAAUAAUAUGGUAAGAUAAAUAUGGAUUUUGAAGUCGACUAAUUCAAAAUGGGUAAUUCAAUAUAAAAGGCCUAUCCCUCUGCAUGAUUUUGCUAUGAAAAUGCUCGGAAUUAAAAUGGAAGACCAUCUCGCUCAAGUCAAGGCUGAACUCUUUGGUGUUGAAUCUCAUUACGCACAAGUAUUUCAUAGUGUCCAAUCUACAGAAAGCACUAAAAUGGAUAUAGAAACCCCUACAGGAGGAGCACCUACCAAAAAGGAUUCAAAAAUCGACUUUGAGUUCACAGGUCGCAUUACAGAGCUCAGCCAAAAAGCUCAAGGAUUUAUUGAAAGAAUCCACCAAAACAUGAACAAAGGUGGUAUGCUAUACAGAACCUUAAAGCCUAUGGGCUUAUUCAACAUUCCACCCUACACAACUCUUGACAGUGUUGGUCUAACUACAAAUGAGCAAAAACUCGCAUUGAUUUUUCUGUCAUUAAGAGACAAAAAGAAUUCCGAUAGAAAAGAUGCAUUUGCCAAUGGUACUUAUAUUGACAUUUUUAACCCUGACCAAGCCUUGAAAUUUAUUCAAAAAGUUUAUACCUUUUCUUUAUAAUAUUCCUUUAAAAAUAGUUAAUAAGAAUAGGGAAAUUUCAUAUAUGCAAGAUAUAUACACAGACCGUUAUAAGAGAAGCACAAGCUUAUAGAAAUCAAAUUAUUACAGAAAUGAACAGCAAACAGUAUGAACAAAGGUCAAUAGAAUUCGCUUGCACUACAAAUCUUGAAGAAGCUGCAGGAUGCUUGUAUGGAGUUAAGCAAGGGUCAAGCGAGUUUAAGCAGUUUUAUAAGCAGUUAAUGCUCCCUCAUGCACAGUUAGCAGCCCACAAGCUUAAAAUGCUAACACAUGGCGAAUACCAAGGUGUCAAACUUGUCCUAGAUACUUUGAAAAGCAACACAUUGGUCACUUGGAUACCUAAAGAUAAAGUUUUCCACAAAAUUUGGUUCCCAAAUGUAAAUAAAACGCUCAAAGAAGACUGGAUUGCUGCCAUCCCAAACAAAGCAGAACAUAUUGAGCAUAAAUAUUUAAGAAUGAAUGGGGUAUUUGUACCUUACACUAAGCCAAGAAGUAACGUAAAAGAUCCAAAGCAUUGGGCUGGAAAAAGCAAAGAUAAAAAGCCUUCAACAGGGACAUCAAAAUCAACAAAGAUCAGAAAUCAAGGAAAAGCUAAGCCUGCAGCUGGGAAAAAGUGGUAG
Molecule: messenger RNA, 3744 nt
Organism: Blepharisma stoltei
Lineage: Eukaryota; Ciliophora; Heterotrichea; Heterotrichida; Blepharismidae
Source: the annotation of a GenBank genome assembly